AUGGAGGCCAUCUGGAUCUACCAAUUCUGGCUAAUUGUGAUCGGCGACUCCACGGUGGGCAAGUCCUGCCUCCUGCACCACUUUACUCAGGGCUGCUUUCCCAGGAUGCUGUCCACUGCCUGCGACCCCACAGUCAGCGUGGAUUUCUUCUCUCGCCUCCUGGAGAUUGAGCCUGGCAAGAGAAUCAAGCUGCAGCUAUGGGACACGGCCGGGCAGGAGAGGUUCAGAUCAAUAACUCGAUCUUAUUACCGCAACUCUGUUGGUGGAUUUCUGGUAUUUGAUAUCACAAACCGGAGAUCUUUUGAACAUGUACAAGAUUGGUUAGAAGAAGCCAAAAUGUAUGUGCAACCAUUUCGGAUUGUAUUUCUGUUAGUGGGACAUAAGUGUGACCUAGUGUCACAACGUCAAGUUUCAAGGGAAGAAGCUGAAAAAAUGUCAGCAGCCUAUGGUAUGAAGUAUAUAGAGACCUCAGCAAAAGAUGCUGCAAAUGUUGAAGAAUCUUUCACAAUUCUGACAGGAGAUAUAUAUGAACUUAUUAAAACAGGAGAAAUUUGUAUUCAAGAUGGCUGGGAAGGGGUUAAAAGUGGUUUUGUUCCAAAUAUUGUGCAUUCUUCAGAAGAAGCAGCCAAACCUAUGAAACAAUGUAUUUGCUGAAUUCAUAAGCAGCUCCAGAAUGAGUAUGAGUACAUCAGGUAUUUGUUUUAGGACAAAUACCAUCUUUAAGAGCAAAAUUAUAAUUAUGAAAGCAUAAAAAUCAUUGAUUUGCCUGAGUCACUAAUCAUUGUUUUUGCAUCCUUUUAUAAGAUAUUUAACUAUUAAGAUGAUAACAUAGUAAUAGUUAAAGCAGAAAAAUAUAAUUUU
This is a messenger RNA of Monodelphis domestica (gray short-tailed opossum), 861 nucleotides long. The record is from RefSeq and is a predicted model, not a curated record. Lineage: Eukaryota; Metazoa; Chordata; Mammalia; Didelphimorphia; Didelphidae.